GCCAGCGACGUCCGUUUCGGCAAGGGCCCUGCAAUACUUAAAGCCGGCAAGACGAGUAUGACCUGUAUUUUCAUAGAAUAAAAUUAAUGGUGGCGGUUAUUAUGCUAUAUCGCGCAAAAUGUACCAGAAUUCCACCAAAUAGGACGAGCGUGGUAGUGACGUCGUCUUUUCAUAAAGAUAGAAAGAGCAACCCAAACUAAACUCUCUUUUUGUGACGCAACACGUUUCCUGACAUUUGAAAGAGAGAAAACAAUUUCUUUUCCCGCUCUAGAGUGAAAUCUACUUUCAUCGAAGCAAAGUUGACAACAUUUUUGGAUUCGAAAUGAAGAUUCCGACUCGACACAGUUUCAUCGUACUAAUACUGUUGAUGGAGGCUUGUUUAUUGAUCAAAGGCGAGAAAUGCUGGAUUCCUAUGCUUUGCGACGAUCAACCUACUUGGAGAGAACUCACGAAAGGACAUUGCACUAAAGAAGAUGAGAAGACUUUGGACGCUUUAACGGAACGAUUAGACGGAAUGAAAAGUGGGCUCAAUCAAUUAAAAAAGGUGAUGGAAAAAUCAGAGACGAACUCAGUGCCACCCUCUGUUAUAGGUGUCACGACCACUUCCCAGGGUAACAAAGUCAAGAAAACUUCUUUGGCCCGUACUUCAAACGUCCCUGCUACAUCCCCAUGGUCAACUAAGGAAGUCUUUCUCUCUACUGUGCGCCCACAAACUACAAAAGGCGAACAGAGCACAGAAAAUGAGGCGACCACAGAAGAUAUGACCUCAGUAAUUGUGACCACUCAAGGACUGUCAACUGAAGAAUGUGGCCUUUUCUAUAAUUCCAAAUGUUUUCGAGCGAUCGUUUACAAAGCACGGAACGUCUCAUUGAGCGUUGCCGAAACUCUUUGUGGAAACAAAAUGGCUAACAUUUAUGACGUCACACACUACAACCUGGUUCUGGAUUAUUUACGAUCAAUGAUUCCUGAUGGAAGGUCAUGGAUUUGGAUUCGUGCGGGAAUGACUUACAAGAACGGUCAGCUGUAUUCAACGACGGGUCAAGCUAUGUCUCUGUCAGCUCAGGUUUGGCGUGAGAAUUAUCCGAAUUCCGACGCAUCGUACACAACUGUUGUUGUUGAUGUCAAUCAAGACUCGAAAGACGAGGAUCAAGGGAUUUAUAAUACUCCUACUUCUAAUGUAUAUCACGGAGCCAUCUGUGAAAAUUAAUUAUAACUCUAUCUACGGAAUGAUUUAUAAACAAACAAAAAAACUGUAGAAUUACUUGGGUUUAAGAGUUAUUGGUAUUCACCCUAAUAGCAUAAUUAAAACUUCAAAUUACUAUUUCCACAGUUGAACUUGAUGUUCUUGUAUUCCCGAAUAUUCGUUAGCCACACAUGCAACUUAAUUUACACCCCAACCUAUUAUUUUCACGGUCCACAACAAGCAUAUGGAGUAAAUAUAUAUGUGUGUAGUAUACCUCUCCCAUGGGAUACAGUUGGGGUGUAGGGUAACUACUUAUCACGUGUAUAAGACGAUUAAUUUACCGAUACUUUUAUUUGAUGAAUGCAUUGAAACGUCACAAUGGUAGAGUUUGCGUAUAAGCCUGACUUGUUUCUUGGGUAAAAAUUUCAAUAAAACUGCAUUCAUUGUUAGAUUUCUACAAAACAAACAAUUUUUAUUUCUUAGAUGUGUUCAAGAAAUGUUUGAAUGUAUUAUUUUGGCCCAAUUUGUUUAUGAGAGAGUGUAAAUAAUCUUAGAAUGAUACCUUUCAAAUAACGGCUUGGUAUCUGUAACCUCUAAAUACCUGAAAAUUUCAAUUUGUAAAAAUUAUAAAAAAAAGUCUUCGAAUAUUUGUCAUUAAUUUAAAUCACCAAAAAAACUCGAAUUCAAAAUCACCAUAAAUGAAAAAAAACAGAAUUGUUUAAUAGGGUACUCCCGUAUCAUGUGUACCAGGCUAAGGUUAUGCCAUGAUUUUAUUCCAAUUUUCCUUAUUUUAGUUCUAUCACGGGUUCGGGAUCUGUCUGUGUUAUCCAAGUGAAUAUAUCCCCUGCGCAUAGGUUUCAGUCUCUUUAUACAACUUGCUGUAAAGUAGGCCAACAAAAUUAGUUAACUCCAUAUUGGUACACAUACUGCUGGACCAGAAUUUUCUUUUGUUUUUACUGUUUUAACCGACGAACACCUUUUCAGAAGGUUGACUUUCGAGAAAAGCACUUUAAGUGAAAGCUGUCUGUGUGUAAAGAUAAUUGUUUUUAGAGCCGUUCUUGUCUAAAAUAAUUCUAACAUAGUUUCCACAUUUAUUUCCGAUAAGUCCAAUAGUCGAUGUUGUUACCUUUUUAUAUCAAUUGCUAUGUCCAUAUAUUUCGAUGGAUAUAUUUCUCCCAUAUUGAAUAAGCUCAUUAAUUAGGAGAUUUUUUCUGAAAAAUCUUUUACAAACAUAAGAUUGAUUUACCCAAACUUUUGGGUUCGAAUUUUCGAUUUGUUUUUUAGAUUUGAAUUUUUUUCGAUUUUUUUAAAAUUAAAGUUUUAUUGUGAUCUGAAGGAAAUAUAAGAAAUUCAACUUUAUCAGAAAAUUAUCAAAAUUAAAAUCAUUUACAGCGUCGCCUUCUCUUUACAAUCAACAAGUUUCAUUACUCAUACAUUUUAUUUGCACAUUUUAUCCUGGGUGUGAAUUAUUAGCAUUGAUGAUUUUUUUAUCAUAUUUCCUAUUUUAUAUGUUUCAAUUGUUUUGAAUCACGCCAAUAAAUAAGACAUUUUCCUGCUUUUUAUGGGCAAUUAGUUUGAAAGCUGAAAAAUGAAUUGAAAUUUUCGGUGCGACCUGAACAACAUAUGAGAAAAUGAUAGGAAUUCAUCAAAAUUAAAAUAAAUUUCAUCAUCGUCUUUUAUAAAAUAAACAGGAGCCCUCGGGCUCUCAAAACAUCUAAAAAUUUCAUUUCUUUUGCUUUCCAUUUUUCUUGUAUGUGAAUUAGUGUGAUAUACAAUAUGUAUAUACAGAUAUUUUAUUUGUUAGAUGUGUUUCUGGAUAUUAUCAUUUUUUGGCAAAAUAUGUUGUCAGUGAAAGUUCAAAUUAUUUUUCACAAACUGAACCUAACAAAUGAAAUUCAUGGAAAAUAAUUUUAACUUUCAGUGCAGAAAUAUUAGUUGCUAUUUUGU
Messenger RNA from Styela clava, 3130 nucleotides. NCBI's taxonomy places the organism in Eukaryota, Metazoa, Chordata, Ascidiacea, Stolidobranchia, Styelidae. The record is from RefSeq and is a predicted model, not a curated record.